This is a messenger RNA of Aspergillus steynii IBT 23096, 1428 nucleotides long. RefSeq names its product translation initiation factor eIF3 subunit i (gene tif34). The record is from RefSeq and is a predicted model, not a curated record. Gene Ontology annotation, molecular function: protein binding; RNA binding; translation initiation factor activity. Gene Ontology annotation, biological process: cytoplasmic translational initiation. The transcript has 4 exons. Lineage: Eukaryota; Fungi; Ascomycota; Eurotiomycetes; Eurotiales; Aspergillaceae. Bases 146 to 1168 code for a protein of 340 amino acids. Gene Ontology annotation, cellular component: cytoplasm; eukaryotic translation initiation factor 3 complex, eIF3m.
CCAACGCCGACGAAGAGAGCAGUCCGCCAGCACCCCGCCAGCAUUUCCGCCUCAUCUUAGACAUCUUCGGUCACAGACGAUCUCUCUAUCCCCCCUACUUUCUUCUCCGUCGCCUUCACCGGAAUCAGAUCCUGGUCGGCCCAAUAUGAGGCCUAUUUUGCUUUCGGGCCAUGAACGGUCCCUCAACCAAAUCAAGUUCAACCGCGAUGGCGAUCUCAUCUUCUCCGUGGCGAAGGAUAAAAUUGUGUGUGCUUGGUGGUCGGCUAACGGCGAGCGACUCGGUACCUACAACGGACAUCAGGGUGCCAUCUGGACGGUCGACGUGAGCCCCAACACCGUUCUCCUGGCGACCGGCUCGGCAGACAACACCGUGCGACUAUGGAACGUGAAGACCGGCGAGUGCGUGAAGGUGUGGGACUUCCCUACGGCCGUGAAGCGCGUUGAAUUCACCCCCGACGGAACCAAGCUGCUGGCUGUGACGGAAAAGCGUAUGGGUUUCCUGGGCACUAUCGCCGUGCUCGAUAUCAACUACGGAGAUGGUCAGGGCGGCAACCUGGAGGUUCAGGCCGACGAGCCCAGCCUCCGAAUCACCUGCUCGGAGAGCAAGGCUACUGUUGCGGGCUGGAGUUAUCUGGGCAAGUACAUCAUCGCCGGCCACGAGGAUGGCAGCGUGAGCCAGUACGACGGAAAGACCGGUGAGCAGCUGGAGAACGUCCAGGCUCACGAGUUCGACCACCAGAUCAACGACGUCCAAUUCUCCGAAGACCGCACCUACUUCAUCACCGCCUCGAAAGACAAAUCUGCCAAACUCAUCUCCUGCCGUAACCUCGCCAUCCUCAAAACCUACGUCUCCGACACGCCCCUGAACAGCGCCACUAUUACCGCCAAGAAGGAAUACGUGAUCCUGGGAGGUGGUCAGGCUGCCAUGGAUGUCACCACGACCUCCGCGCGCCAGGGUAAAUUCGAGGCUCGCUUCUACCACAAGGUCUUCGAGGACGAGAUCGGCCGUGUCCGUGGCCAUUUCGGUCCUCUGAACACCGUUCACGCUCACCCCUCCGGCACCGCCUACGCCUCCGGCGGAGAGGACGGUUACGUCCGUGUCCACCACUUCGACAAGUCGUACUUUGAUUUCAUGUACGAGGUCGAGCGGGAGCAGCUGAGACGGUAAAUCAGUCGGUGAAACGCGGUUUUUUCUAUUCUACGCACCUACAUAUGUGUCAUGAGGCAAAGACAUUUAUUACCCAAGGAAAAAAGAAAAAAAGUAGAAAAAGCAAGGCCGAGGCGGUAUAUGAAGGGGGGUGUGGGUGGCUUUAGGGCAUGAGUUUCUCAUUUCAUUUGAUUCCAUGAUAAAUCGGAGUUGGUACCAUUUCCUUUUCUUUGGUCGCUUUCUGUGUCCUAUUAAAAGAAACUCAAUUUUUUACAUUCACG